GUAUUAGUGAUGUUAAAAACUGCCAGGUUCCUUCCAAUACACAAGCUGUAAUUAUGGAAACCUUUCUACCAAAGCUGACAGGAUCUUAACUCGCCAAGAUGCCCAUCCACAUUGAUGAUGUGAUGCAACUGUUCUGCCAUCUCUCUCAGGUGAAGGGGAUGAAAGCUGCUGUGAAACACUCUGGUCGAGGAGCACUGCUGGCGGGUGGAACAGCACUUAUUGGGGGUCUGAUGGGAGGUCCAGCUGGAAUUGCUGUAGGAGGAGCAUUCGGUGGAUUGCUUGGUGCCUGGAUGACUGCUGGACAGUUCAGGCCGGUCCCUCAGAUUUUAUUGGAAUUGUCUCCUGCUGAGCAGCAGAAACUUUAUGACAAAGCCGUUGUUAUUCUCAGGCGCUUAGACUGGACUGAUAUUGUUCAGCUGACUGCUCUUGUAAUGAGAAAUCCUAGUGUCCAGCAGAAUUUGAUAGACGUGCUGGUAACUUACCUCUCCAAAGAGCUAAGAGCAGAGAUACAGUAUGGAGAAUAAACCUUUCCAGGCUUUUUACACUGUACUGAAUUUUACUCUGACAAUUGUGAUUCUUCAACAUAGCAAUUAUUAGUUAUUGGUCCUAAUUAUGAAUGUAGGCAGAUCUAAGUAUUGUUUUGGGGUUGGGUUUUUUGUUUGUUUGUUUUGUUUUGUAAGGAUAGUAUUAGAUAACUUGCGUUAUCCUGACACUGACUUGCUAUGUAAUUUUGAAUUACUCUGCACUAGGACUAAAUUCAAAAUCACUGAAGGGAAUUAUGCUUCUCUUACGCUAAUGUAUCACUAGUUAAAAUUUUCAGAGUCAUUGUGUUUUAUUUAGGAGAUUUAAUCCUGUUUGUGUAAGUGCUUUAAUUUUCUUCUGUGAAUGACAUGUAGGUGCCAAAGUAGCUAGGGCACUUUGAAGAAUUUUACCUACUGUCUGUUUCAGUCCUGCAAAAGAAAGUUACAAGAAAGUACGUUAUUCUACUGUGAACUCAAAGAUCUCAAUCCUUACUUUAUUCUUUGUCACAUUUUUAUUGUAAUUCUUGAGUGAGUUAUUCCUUUCUGUAAGAAGUGAAGCCAAUGCCUAAACAAGAUUUAAAGCAACAGGUAAACAAACUGUGCACAAUUAGUAGUUCCUGGUGUCCUAGAAUGGGAAGGCAUGGCAAGAAUAGACUUUAAAAAAAAAAAUUAAAAAUGGGUGGCUGAAUCUGCCGGUUUUGUACUAUCCCUAGUAUUAGGGUUGUCAUUUCAGCAUUGGUUUCUUGACUGAAUCUGAACAGCCGGUCCUCUGUUUUCAUUAAAAUAUUCACAAGAAGCAUCAUAGUGGCCUGUGUUUUGCCUUAAAGUAAAUGAACUCUUUAAGAACCGAGUACUGAAAUUUGAGGAAGAAGACAGCCCUGUACUGGUCAGCCAGCAGUUGGCAGCGGUGGUGGUGGUGUGGGAUGACAUGCUGGCUGCAGUUAACACUGUAAGCCCCAAAUGCAAUGUUGCUGAAUAUCCCAGCAACAGUUGUUCACCAUUUGUUUCAAGGCACUUGUAAGACAAGUUCAUGAGUAUAAAAAUGUGCGGGUGUGCCUUCUUUGUAUGCAAAAACAAGUGAAACUGCUUUGAUAAUUUCAUUUUUCCCCUAAAAUAAAGAUUUAUCUCUGUGUGUGCA
Pygoscelis adeliae (Adelie penguin) is the source of this 1659-nucleotide messenger RNA. RefSeq names its product chromosome unknown open reading frame, human C19orf12. The coding region runs from base 99 to 524 and encodes 141 amino acids. The transcript is spliced from 3 exons. The record is from RefSeq and is a predicted model, not a curated record. Lineage: Eukaryota; Metazoa; Chordata; Aves; Sphenisciformes; Spheniscidae.